This is a messenger RNA of Plasmodium fragile, 816 nucleotides long. RefSeq lists its product as uncharacterized. The record is from RefSeq and is a predicted model, not a curated record. The transcript has a single exon. The coding region runs from base 1 to 816 and encodes 271 amino acids. NCBI's taxonomy places the organism in Eukaryota, Apicomplexa, Aconoidasida, Haemosporida, Plasmodiidae.
AUGGACGAAGACGACCUGGAUAACUACGAUGCGGACUUCACAGGACAGAGCAAGGGAAAAAUUAAGGGGCAGUCAAGUAAGUAUCAGAAGAAAAUAACCGGAAAUGAUGAAACCUCGGGGCAAGCAUCCGGUACGGCAGGGCAAUCCACGGGUAAUCCAGCUAGCAGUGCGCCAUCAGGAAAUGAGACUUCCCAGGGUGCUCAAGCCUCAAGUGGUCCCAGUCUUAAUACAGGAGCAUCAGCAGGCACAACAAGCACGACAGGCACACAAACUUCAAGUCCAUCAAGUCAGGGUACUGUCACAGGUGGAGCACCACAACAAGGUAGAAUUGCACCCUCCACAGCUACUCAUGGAGCAGGAAACCAAAAUGCAGCACCAUCUGUAGGCGGUCAUGAGGGACAUGCUCCACAUGGACUCACCCCGGAAGUGAAGUACCUGGACAAGCUGUACGACGAAAUACUUAAAACGACAAACUCGAACAACGGAAUUCACGUCCCCGAUUUCCACAGCAAGUAUAAUGACUUUAGAAAGAAGUACGAGUUUACCAUGAAUGAGCAGGAGUACCAAAUUGUGAAAAACCUGUUUGACGCCUUCUUCAAGGAGGGAAAUUCAAAUGGCAAUGGCGCCAUUGCGUUCUUCAAAAAACUGUUGAAUGACAAUGGGUUACAAAAACAGUUUGACAAUUUUCAGCAUGGCCUCUACGGAUUUGCAAAACGCCACAACUACUUGAGAGCAGAUAAAAACGAUAAUGAAAAGCUGUACAAAGAUCUUCUGAACAAUAUUAUAAAUUUGCUGAACACGAUUGAAAUGAAGUGA